AUGACCCCCACCAUUCAGGGUUCAAGCCCGACCCCCAGACCGCCCGGCACAGUUGGGGGUGCUGCGGAACUCAGCCUGGAGAAGAUCCCCGACCCCAUCAAGGAGGCCACGGCCCUGUUCUACGGUAGCCCGGGCCACCGGGGGGGACCGGGCCGGGGAGGCCGGGGGGUGCUCGCACAGGACGCCUCUUCUCCCAGCACCCCCAACCCAGAGGGCCAGAUGGGACUCUCUGGCUGUCCAUCAUCUCCAGCCAGGAGAGAACGUUUCCGGGCCCGGAACCAGGAGCUGGAGGCGGAGGGCCGCCUGGCGCAGCGCACGAUCCAAGCCCUGCAGAGCGAGCUGGACAGCCUGAGGGCCGACAACAUCAAGCUCUUCGAGAAGAUCAAGUUCCUGCAGAGCUACCCCCGGCCGGGGGGCCAGCAGCGACGACACCGAACACCGGUAUUCGUCGCAGUACGAGGAACGCCUGGACCCUUCUCUUCCUUCAGCAAGAGGGUCGGUCCUCCCGCCCCCUCCCCAAAAAAAGAGGCUCACCUCAUCACCCCUCGCCGACCCCAGCCACCAUCCCCCCAACCAGGACCACUACCCCGCCCCUCACCGCUCCCUAACCCCCGCCCCCCGGCCACUACUCCCAGCCGAGCCCUGCCGCCGGUCCCGGGGGGGUCAGCGUCCCCGGCCUCCGGCCCGGACGGCCGCUGA
Molecule: messenger RNA, 699 nt
Organism: Ornithorhynchus anatinus (platypus)
Lineage: Eukaryota; Metazoa; Chordata; Mammalia; Monotremata; Ornithorhynchidae
Product: protein CASP-like
Biological process (GO): intra-Golgi vesicle-mediated transport
Cellular component (GO): Golgi membrane
Source: RefSeq, a predicted model, not a curated record